Molecule: messenger RNA, 807 nt
Organism: Caenorhabditis remanei
Lineage: Eukaryota; Metazoa; Nematoda; Chromadorea; Rhabditida; Rhabditidae
Exons: 8
Coding region: 1-807 (268 amino acids)
Source: RefSeq, a predicted model, not a curated record
AUGCAUCUGACGACAAUCGAUGGCGACGAAGAUCUUCGCAUUCACAAUAUAUCAAUUCUUCCGUCCGAUCAGUGUGCAACAGAGGAUCAGAGAGCAGCAAAAUGUUGUUGUGGAGACGGGUUCUUUUUCGAUUUUCCGAGGAAAAAGUGUGAGGUAUCAGCAAACGUUGGUUUCAUGUUUGGUCGUUUAAACAAUGGUUGGUCUCACAUGGCUGUAUAUGGAUUCGCAUAUCCAAUGAUUCUUCUGAUGCUUGUCGCUCCGUUAUGUGCUGUUAUGCUGGGAAUGGGAAAAAGAGAGAAACGAGAAGGGGAUCGGCGAUUUCCAAACCCAUUGUAUCAAAUGAUCUGGCUGCUGACAUUCUGUGGUUGGCUCAGUGUUCUCUCCCCUCUUCCGUUUACUGUUUGGUACUAUUUUGUAGGUGAAGGUACAAGAUCAUUAAAUCAAUCAUUAGCAAUGUGUCAUUUAUUUCGAACAUCAAUGGAAACAAUUCCCCAUAUGACAGACACAAUGAUGACUCUUUUCUCUGUUCUUCUUGCGGCUGCUAGAUUUCUCACUCAAUACCAUCGGAACACUCUGAAACUGAGAACGGUGGAAAGGUUUUCUCGUGCCAUUUGGGUCAUUAUAUUCGUUUGUGUCACUCUCGCAAUACUUCGAUUCUUUGAACAUGACACGAAAGUUUAUCAGUUUUGUAUGGACACUGAACCAACUCCACAAUGGGCUGGCCGAUGUAUGGUUCGAGAUGGAGCACUGAUUAACAUUGUGAACAGAUCUUUCUGGAAGGAGGUAAAACAAGGCGUUCACAGAUGA